AUGAAAUACAGAUUUCUUUUUAAUUGGACGGUUAAGGAUGUCGCUGACCCCUUCCUUAUGAAAAAUCAACUGAAAUUUGAUUUUCGAGUCUAUGGCGUAAUUAAGAGCAUAAAUCCGCUCUCGAUCUACGGAAGGGAUGCUUCGAUUUCGCACAGAAAAGUACCAAAACCGACACUGUCUAACUUUGAAAACCUCUACGCUCACCUCACCAAUUACUCAUUGAAUAAAGUCGACCAAUCCUAUAUUCACAGCCUUUCAUUGAUGGAUCAUACCAGCUGGAGUAAGGGCCUAUUAUCCACAGUUUUCGAGCAGAUGGCCAAGUGA
This is a messenger RNA of Haemonchus placei, 324 nucleotides long. Lineage: Eukaryota; Metazoa; Nematoda; Chromadorea; Rhabditida; Trichostrongylidae. The record is from the annotation of a GenBank genome assembly.